Messenger RNA from Coregonus sp. 'balchen', 24646 nucleotides. NCBI's taxonomy places the organism in Eukaryota, Metazoa, Chordata, Actinopteri, Salmoniformes, Salmonidae. The record is from the annotation of a GenBank genome assembly.
AUGAUGGAGGCUGGCUGUGGGGUUGCCGCGGUGAUCGGGAAUGCUGCAUCAGGACCCCAGGGAAAACCAGGAAGUGGUGACGUCCUUGAGGGGUGAGUUACUCUCUCAAACACACGCCGCACCGUACCGCUGCUAUGUCAGCUAACCAGGACUCUGCAGAUAUCACACCCAUAAAUGUAUAGAGGAUCAGUUUAGGAUGUGUGUGGGUGAUUGUAUGGGCAUGUGUACGUGAGAGAUUGACAGGGAGGAAGGAAGUGAUAGCGAGAGAGGAAUUCUAAAGGCAUUAGAGAUGGCUAUAGUAUAUCAUCCCAUUGUAAAGGGUUGUGAUGACCGACACAUGAUCUCUUCUCUAUCUACUGUAAGUGAGCUGCAAUACAACCAGGCCUAGAUAGGAUAGGAUGGCUCUCAUUUAAUCACAGAUCUCCAACAGAUGAGAUGUGCUCAUUCUUUCAUUGCCAGUGUUCUUGUCCUUAUCAGCAGAUCUGAGGAGAGCUAGCCUAUGAGACUGAAUCACUGCAUCACUCAGUCUGUGUCUGAGCCCAGGAAGGAACGAGAAAUGUCAGGCAUCCACUCUUCUUCAUUGUCCCUGAGAAAAGUUGGGCUGAAAGGACUUUUCUUCCUCUGCCUAGCACACUGACUCCGAUUUCAGCUGCAGGUUUUGUGAGGCGAUCCCUGGUAGGCGGAUUGCAUUCGUGACUUACUCAAAGGAAAGGCUUUGCUUACCUGAACAUACACAAAAGUCAUUAUAGCUUUGUUUUGGUCCUACCAAGUGUGAGAUGCUUCUUUUGUCAGGCUAAGUAUGUUCUUUCCCCAAGAUGUGUUUAGUGUAUGUAUGCUAGGCUUUACUCCUCUCUGGAGCUUUCUGUACCUGUCAGUAGCCAUUUGAGACUGUGUGCCGUUAUGUGCUACCACCAGAAUAACAAGGAUCUAAAUACCACAGGCUGCACUAUGUUUUCUGGACCGCUGGUGCAGUGUCAUGAUUUGAUUUGAGCCCCAGAAACAUGAUGUGAAUACAUUGGUCUCUCUCACUGGCUCCCUCUGGUGGAACCCAAAGAAAAAGAAUGUAAAAUGUAAUGUAUUUAUGGAUUCUGAUUCUUCUCCAUCUUUCUCUCUCUGUCCUUCCCUCCCUCUCCCUGUGUAGGGCCAUGUCACCGUGUAUUACACCAGAUGAAGACGAGACCCAGCCUGAUCCACACAAGAGCACUACUCCAACAGAUAAAUCCCCACAAGAGAGCACAACUGCCAUGGUACACAGUCUAUUAUCACCAUCACUAGAUGGUACACAGUCUAUUAUCACCAGGUUACAGUGCUCACUAUCACGAGCACUGUAACCUGGGAAUAGCAGUCUCUGAACUCUACUACUAUGUAGUCUCAUAGAUACUGCUAGUAUGGGUUUCUUUUUAGUAUUAUUGGACCAGCAAAUUACAAGUGUUGACCGUCUUGUAAUUGGUUUACACGUCAGGAAUGUUGAGUAUUGUGUGUGUUGAUUGGCAGGUACGGAGUGAUGAGGUCACAGAGCUUCCUGCCGAGCAUGAGCCCACCCUGCGUUCCUGCGUCAGCACAGCCAGCAUGAAGGUCAAAAAUGUGAAGAAGUAGGUGCUCCCCACCCCACGGAAAUGGGCUAUUAUGGGCUGUAAAACGGGCCUCUAAACCAGGGCAGGAAAAUGAUGGGCCGGGCAGAGACCGACUGGUCAACUUGCUCUCUGCUAUCUCACUCUCUUAUCCGCUCUCACACUACUAUCACCCCCUUCUCUCUCUUCCUGCUCUCUUCUCUCUCUCUCUCCUCUCUAUGUCUCUCUGUCUCUGUCUCUCUCUCUCUCUCUGCCCUUUCUGCCUCAGUGUAACAGCCAGUUGAAUACUGAUGAGGUGAUUCUGUUGUAUUUCAGGCUGACGUUCCCCAGAGGGCAUUUUCCCAGGCUGGCUGAGUGUGCCCACUUCCACUAUGAGACCGUUGACUUUGGCACUGUGCAGGUGAGACCCGGCCCAGAACUGAACACACAUACAUUCUAUGGAAAACAGAAGUAAUUUGUUGAUGGUAGUUUGGUAAUUGUGUCCUUGGCUCAAGUUCAUGUGUAGCUCAGUGGACAUCAUGGUGAGUUGUUCCACAAAAUACCUAAUUCCCUUAAUGGAACCGAGCCAUAGCGUCAGCAGUUUGUCCUAAUUAUUUUAGAUAAUCUUGUCCCCGCCCCACCCCCAUUCCAAUUUCCCAUAUUUGGAAAAAGUACAGAUGGAAUUUAAAUUCUCAUUCAUUAUGUACUCAAAGGGAUACUUCGGGAUUUUGGCAUGCUAGUCAGUGCGCUAACGCUUGUUAGCAUUGGCUCUCAAAAUUAAAGCUAACUUCCUUCAUAAUGGACACAGCGACAUAAAAAUGGUAUCCACUAGUUCAUCUGACCCUGGGGAAGUAGAUAAAGGGCCUCAUUGCCAAAAUCCUGAAGUAUCCCUUUAAUUUGAAAAUAAAAUUGGAUAAGUGAUACAGCAAUCAGCAACAUAGAAUCCAAUAUAUGAGUAUAUUUAAAUGUUGUUUAUGAAUUUUUCAUCCAGUGUGUGUGUUAAUCCACUAAGUAGCAAUCAUUCCUAUCUGAUCCGCUCAGCUCAGCAUAAACCUGCAAUCCUCAGUACUAGUUGGAUUAAGCUGAUGAUAUCAACCAGAGAAAUAGAGAAUGGUUUUCUGGGCAGACAGCGUUACUGUAGGAGCAUCCACAGCCGGUCAGUACUACUCUACAGAGAGUGAACUGUGGCAGCUUUCAGCUUCCAGGAGGUGGCAGAAGAGAGCAGUUAUGUGCGGGGAGUUAUGUUUAUCACUGGAGAAUGUAAGAGAACAUUUAAUUGUAUAAGAUGUUGCUUUGUUUGCUUAGCUUUCACCUGUGAUAUCGUCAUGAGGUGGUCAUUUAGGAUGGCCCUAUGGGUCAUUUUUGCUGACACUAUAACUGUAGAUUCAUUGCCAUUACAGUCAGCACAGAUUUCAGAGGGUUGAGAGUGAAUUUUUUUGUGCCUGUGGUGAUAAUUAGAAUCAGUCAAGCAGAAGUGAUUACUCACUCGUCUGUGUAAUGUUGUUGGCUUGCCAGCAGAGAGCAGUAGUCAGCUACUCAUUCGCACGCGGAUGCUUUUACCACAGUUUCUACGUUUUACAUUUUAGUAAUUUAGCAGACGCUCUUAUCCAGUGCAUAGAUUUUUUAUCUGUUUUUGUCUUAUAUUUUACUUUUUUUUUUAAAUAUAUUUUUUCAUACUGGCCCCCCGUGGGAAUCGAACCCACUACUGCGCAACAUCCCUGCCGGCCAUUCCCUCCCCUACCCUGGGCCAAUUUUGCGCCGCCUCAUGGGUUUCCCGGUCGCGGCCGGCUACGACAGAGCCUGGAUUCGAACCAGGAUAUCUAGUGGCACAUUGCGAUGCAGUGCCUUAGACCACUGCGCCACUCGGGGGCCCAACAGAGAACAGGAACGAAUGCGAAGCAGACAGAGCAGACCAGACUGGGGUUUGGAGUUUGAGAAGUCAACGAGAGAAGUAAAAAAGUAUUCCUUAGUUGUACAUUUGUUCACGAAAUCUAAAGGCACAACCUAGAUUUGAGCCAAUGUCUUACAUGGCUGAACAUGUUAUUACUCCAACCUCGUGAAAGUGACAAACUGACACGUUUUCAUUUUCGUAAAAAACGAUUUUUUAGCGAAGGAGUGCAUUUGAUUUGACGGCAUGCGCAGUUCGCCGCGAGACGACCGUUAGACCUGAUGACGCAUAAGUUUAGCUAGCCAACGUCGCCAUGACAUCGGCUACAAGCGUGAUCUGGGAUUUCUAUUGGAGAAGCAGUUUCUGCAUGUCGUCAUACUAAACCAUCUUUGCUUUUACUGUUGAGAGAGCCUCACUGAACUGCUAUGUUCGCGGCGUGGUAUAACAUAACAUGACCAGCAAGGCUAUUACAUGUACAGUCGUGGUCAAACGUUUUGAGAAUGACACAAGUAUUGGUCUUCACAAAGUUGGCUGCUUCAGUGUUUUUAGAUAUUUUUGUCAGAUGUUACUAUGGUAUACUGAAGUAUAAUUACAAGCAUUCCAUAAGUGUCAAAGGCUUUUAUUGACAAUUACAUUAAGUUUAUGCAAAGAGUCAAUAUUUGCAGUGUUGACCCUUCUUUUUCAAGACCUCUGCAAUCCGCCCUGGCAUGCUGUCAAUUAACUUCUGGGCCACAUCCUGACUGAUGGCAGCCCAUUCUUGCAUAAGAGUUUGUUAGAAUUUGUGGGUUUUUGUUUGUCCACCCGCCUCUUGAGGUUGACCACAAGUUCUCAAUGGGAUUAAGGUCUGGGGAGUUUCCUGGCCAUGGACCCAAAAUGUCGAUGUUUUGUUCCCCAAGCCACUUAGUUAUCACUUUUGCCUUAUGGCAAGGUGCUCCAUCAUCAGGCAUUGUUCGUCACCAAACUGUUCUUGGAUGGUUGGUUGGUACCAUUCUUUAUUCAUGGCUGUGUUCUUAGGCAAAAUUGUGAGUGAGCCCACUCCCUUGGCUGAGAAGCAACCCCACACAUGAAUGGUCUCAGGAUGCUUUACUGUUGGCAUGACACAGGACUGAUGGUAGCGCUCACCUUGUCUUCUCCGGACAAGGUGUUUUCCGGAUGCCCCAAACAAUCGGAAAGGGGAUUCAUCAGAGAAAAUGACUUUACUCCAGUCCUCAGCAGUCCAAUCGCUGUACCUUUUUGCAGAAUAUCAGUCUGUCCCUGAUGUUUUUCCUGGAGAGAAGUGUCUUCCUCGCUGCCCUUCUUGACACCAGGCCAUCUUCCAAAAGUCUUCACCUCACUGUGCGUGCAGAUGCACUCACACCUGCCUGCUGCCAUUCAUAAGCAAGCUCUGCACUGGUGGUGCCCCGAUCCCGCAGCUGAAGCAACUUUAGGAGACGGUCCUGGCGCUUGCUGGACUUUCUUGGGCGCCCUGAAGCCUUCUUCACAACAAUUGAACCUCUCUCCUUGAAGUUCUUGAUGAUCCGAUAAAUGGUUGAUUUAGGUGCAAUCUUACUAGCAGCAAUAUCCUUGCCUGUGAAGCCCUUUUUGUGCAAAGCAAUGAUGACGGCACGUGUUUCCUUGCAGGUAACCAUGGUUAACAGAGGAAGAACAAUGAUUUCAAGCACCACCCUCCUUUUAAAGCUUCCAGUCUGUUAUUUUAACUCAAUCAGCAUGACAGAGUGAUCUCCAGCCUUGUCCUCGUCAACACUCUCACCUGUGUUAACGAGAGAAUCACUGACAUGAUGUCAGAUGGUCCUUUUGUGGCAGGGCUGAAAUGCAGUUGAAACGUUUUUUUGGGAUUAAGUUAAUUUUCAUGGCAAAGAGGGACUUUGCAAUUAAUUGCAAUUCAUCUGAUCACUCUUCAUAACAUUCUGGAGUAUAUGCAAAUUGCCAUCAUGAAAACUGAGGCAGCAGACUUUGUGAAAAUUAAUAUUUGUGUCAUUCUCAAAACUUUUGCCACGGCUGUAUGCUAAGGGACGUGUGUGUGUGAGAGCUGAUGGGAGCUCUAGCACAGUGCAUUGCAACUAUAGAAUAGCUGAACUACUGUAGCUGUGGCAGAUGUGCUACAUUAGACGUGUGGCUGGGGCUUAGCUGCUGAACAGAAGUGUCUGUCUGUGACCUUGAUCUUCCUACAGGGGAAGAUGAGCUGUGCUAGGAGAGAAAUAUCACUCUAGGGAGAGACCAGCCAUGCCUCACUCUGACACUUAUAGUACAGACCACACACAUACAGUGCAUUCGGAAAGUAUUCAGACCCCUUGACUUUUUCCACUUUUUGUUACGUUACAGCCUUAUUCUAAAAAAAAAAAUGUUUUAUAUAAUCUCAGCAAUCUACACACAAUACCCCAUAAUGACAAAGCAAAAACAGGGUUUUAGAAAUGUUUGCUAAAAAAUUAAAAUAUAUAUUUACAUUAGUAUUCAGACCCUUUGCUAUGAGACUUGAAAUUGAGCUCAGGUGCAUCCUGUUGCCAUUGAUCAUCCUUGAGAUGUUUCUACAACUUGAUUGGAGUCCACCUGUGGUACAUUCAAUUGAUUGGAGAUUAUUUGGAAAGGCACACACCUGUCUAUAUAAGGUCCCACAGUUGACAGUGCAUGUCAGAGAAAAAAACCAAGCCAUGAGGUCGAAGGAAUUGUCCGUAGAGCUCCGAGACAGGAUUGUGUCGAGGCACAGAUCUGGGGAAGGGUACCAAAAAAUGUCUGCAGCAUUGAAGGUCCCCAAGAACACAGUGGCCUCAAUCAUUCUUAAACGGAAGAAGUUUGGAACCACCAAGACUCUUCAUAGAGCUGGCCGCCUGGGCAAACUGAGCAAUCGGGGGAGAAGGGCCUUGGUCAGGGAGGUGACCAAGAACCCGAUGGUCAUUCUGACAGAACUCCGGAGAUCCUCUGUGGAGAUGGGAGAACCUUCCAGAAGGACAACCAACUCUGCAGCACUCUACCAAUCAGGCCUUUAUGGUAUAGUGGCCAGACGGAAGCCACUCCACAGUAAAAGGCACAUGUCUUCCCACUUGGAGUUUGCCAAACGGCACCUAAAGGACUCCCAGACCAUGAGAAACAAGAUUCUCUGGUCUGACGAAACCAAGAUUGAACUCUUUGGUCUGAAUGCCAAGCGUCACAUCUGGAGGAAACCUGGCCCCAUCACUACGGUGAAGCAUGGUGGUGGCAGCAACAUGCUGUGGGGAUGUUUUUCAGCGGCAGGGACUGGGAGACUAGUCUGGAUUGAGGGAAAGAUGAACGGAGCAAAGUACAGAGAGAUCCUUGAUGAAAACCUGCUCCAGAGCGCUCAGGACCUCAGACUGGGACGAAGGUUCACCUUCCAACAGGACAACAACCUUAAGCACACAGCCAAGACAACGCAGGAGUGGCUUUGGGACAACAACCUGACAGAGCUUGGGAGGAUCUGCAGAGAAGAAUGGGAGAAACUCCCCAAAUACAGGUGUGCCAAGCUUGUACCGUCAUACCCAAGAAGACUUGAGGCUGUAAUCGCUGCCAAAGGUGCUUCAACAAAGUACUGAGUAAAGGGUCUGAAUACUUAUGUACAUUUUAUAUUUCUAAAACUGUUUUUGCUUUAUCAUUAUGGGGUAUUGUGUGUAGAUUGAGGGAAAAAAGUAAUUAAUUUUAGAAUAAGGCUAACGUAACAAUGUGGAAAAAGUCAAGGGGUCUGAAUACUUUCUGAAUGCACUGUACAUACAACUUAACACUGUACAAAACACACUUAACUGUUUUCUUAAAGGCCCAGUGCAGUCAAAAGUGUGAUUUUCUUCCGGUGUUUUAUAUAUAUUUCCACACUCUGAGGUUGGAAUAAUACUGUAAAUUUCUAAAAAAUUAUUAGAACGCCCUUUUAGUGUAAGCGCUGUUUGAAAAGUGCCUGAAAUAUUUGCCUGUUUUGGUGGGAUGGGGGUUUACCAUGCAGUAAAUGAGUUAAUAGACCAAUAACAAUUUCAGUUUUCCCCUCCCUUUCAGACCACUCCCAGACAGUCCUAGCAAAAUUCUUGCUUGAGAAAUUGCUCUUUGCUUUCAAACGAUUGAUUCAGGGUUCUUUAGACAUAUUUGGUAUUUUGGUUACUGCUUUUUUUUUUUUUGCUCGCUUUUAUUGCUGGCUCGAUGCUCGUUUGUUGCUAGAUUCGCGGCUGUAUUGAUUUGGCUCGGAUUUAGUAGAAGAAAUCUGCCUAGCAACAACUAGUGGGUGGCUGGUGGGAAGAUUUUAAUGUGAGCAUUGAAGUAACACAAAUAUUUACAGUCUCACACAUAUUUUGUUUUAAUAUAAUGUUCAAUGUUUUGAAGGGAUGAAUGGUCUCUAGAUGGAAUUGGCUAUUGCUCCUGUCAGAUUGACCAGAUUAUUAUUUGCUACUUUUUUUGUAAUCGCCCACUGAUAUUUGUGUAGCUUGUUUUAUUCCAGAGUGAAAACUAAAGGGAGAAAGUGGGAGGGUAGAGCGAGAUGACAUUCAAAGACUGCCUGUUUUCAAUACUGAAGGGGAGAGAGAGACGAUAGCUAUACUGUUUUACUUUUAAACUCAAUACCAUUGUUUUCAAUAUCGUAAAGUGUAGUAGCCUAUCCAGUCAAAGUGCAAAUACAAGUCACGGGAAGGCGAGUCAGAGUCACCAAUGGUCGAGUCACAAGUCCUGGACUCGAGUACUACAACACUGCUUAAUUGUUACCCAGAAAUGAUUUGAUAUUGAGAGAAAAACAGCUGCAAUGGACCUUUUAACAGCUGUCAUGAUACAAUUUAUGCGCUGACUUCACCCUGAGAGGAAGUGGGCUGACAUAUUAGUGGGAGUGUCAUAACAUUGUCCCUGUGGUGGGUCUCAUGACUCAUAUGCUUGUUCUAGAACUCACACACAGGACCAGCAGGGAUAUGACAGAUCAGGUCUCCGACACAAUGGCAACAUGAGGACAGCAGCCAUCAGCCUCUGAAACACAUACAGCGUACUGGGCUGAUUCUGCCCAAGAUUACUUCCAUUCUCUACAGAAGCACCAUUUUGAAAUGGAGAUGCCUGGGUGGUCUGUGUCCUCCUGCACCUCUGUCUCUGUGUCAGGCUUACGUAUGGGUGUGUGCUAACUGCUCUGUUUUAGCCUAUAUACUGUAGAGCUCCUUUGUCACAAGAGGAUGAGGGAAGGUAGAGGGAGGGAGGGAAGGAAGGAGAGUGGGAGGGAGAUGGAAAUGGGGAGCGGGCGGGAGGGAGAUUGAGGAGAGGAAGGGUUGGGAGGGAGAGAGAAACAGUGGGAUCCUUCCCCUAUUUCUAGUCUCUGCUCUUGUGGUGUAAUUGAACAGUGAAAACAUGUUGUGGAUCCACCUUGUGGCGAAGGACAGGCUGAAGGGGAUUUAAGCUCGGGGACAGAUGAAAGCAACCAGUAUCUGUUUAACUCUGCUCAAUCCAGUGGCAACUCCACGCUUUCCUCUGUCCUAAAUCCAUCAGCCAGUGGUAGGAAGCUAAGUGACUUCUAUCUGGAGACACAGGACUGCAGUUGAACACUGUCCGGGAGACAUCCAGCUGUGUUGUAACCUGACUUAAUAGCUGAGGAGCAGUAAAGAGCCUGCACUGGCAGGUACCAGUAUGCGCUUGUGACUUAAUUUCUGUUUCUGGGUCCAGAUGUGUAUAUUAAUAGUUAAUGGCUGCAUGCAUGUUUCGAUUUAGGGAUUUGUGCUGCACUGUGUGAGGUUGUCAGUUUUAGUUGCUUGGCUAAAAUGCGUUGGGGGAUAGAAAGAGCUUAUACAAAACAUAAGUAAGACAUGCACUAAAUUUACUCAGUUUCGUUUUCAAUGUUAAAUGACUCCGCUCCAUGUGACGUGUGUUUCUCUGUCCAGACAUCCUCUUGACAUAUUGUUAAUCAUCAUUGAUUCAUGUUUGUCUUAUCAUGCUAACCGUCAAUCUUUCCAUCCACAUGACCAUAGUUAUUGUUUAAUUCACUCAUUGACUCAUGAUUAUUCUUCCAGACUGUAUUAAUAGUUUACGUCCUCCAAAUAUUAUUGACUAUUUACAUUCUAUUUCAUAUGUUAGCUUUGUAAUACCUUAACUAUUACUACCCUGCCUCGCAGGCCUUUGAAGUUUUGCCUGUAUUUGAUAUCAAUUUAUUCCCCUAACUAUUCCUGAGGCUUUGAUCUCCUCUUGGUAUACAGUGGCUUGCGAAAGUAUUCACCCCCCUUGGCAUUUUUCCUAUUUUGUUGCCUUACAACCUGGAAUUAAAAUGGAUUUUUUUGGGGGGGGUUGUAUCAUUUGAUUUACACAACAUGCCUACCACUUUGAAGAUGCAAAAUAUUUGUUAUUGUGAAACAAACAAGAAAUAAGACAAAAAAACUGAAAACUGGAGCGUGCAUAACUAUUCACCCCCCCAAAGUCAAUACUUUGUAGAGCCACCUUUUGCAGCAAUUACAGCUGCAAGUCUCUUGGGAUAUGUCUCUAUAAGCUUGGCACAUCUAUCCACUGGGUUUUUUGCCCAUUCUUCAAGGCAAAACUGCUCCAGCUCCAUCAAGUUGGAUGUGUUCCGCUGGUGUACAGCAAUCUUUAAGUCAUACCACAGAUUCUCAAUUGGAUUGAGGUCUGGGCUUUGACUAGGCCAUUCCAAGACAUUUAAAUGUUUCCCCUUAAACCACUCGAGUGUUGCUUUAUUAGUAUGCUUAGGGUCAUUGUCCUGCUGGAAGGUGAACCUCCGUCCCAGUCUCAAAUCUCUGGAAGACUGAAACAGGUUUCCCUCAAGAAUUUCCCUGUAUUUAGCGCCAUCCAUCAUUCCUUCAAUUCUGACCAGUUUCCCAGUCCCUGCCGAUUAAAAACAUCCCCACAGCAUGAUGUUGCCACCACCAUGCUUCACUGUGGGGAUGGUGUUCUCAGGGUGAUGAGAGGUGUUGGGUUUGCUCCAGACAUAGCGUUUUCCUUGAUGGCCAAAAAGCUAAAUCUUAGUCUCAUCUGACCAGAGUACCUUCUUCCAUAUGUUUGGGGAGUCUCCCACAUGCCUUUUGGCGAACACCAAAUGUGUUUGCUUAUUUUUUUUCUGCCCACUCUUCUGUAAAGCCCAGCUCUGUGGAGUGUACGGCUGAAAGUGGUCCUAUGGACAGAUACUCCAAUCUCCGCUGUGGAGCUUUGCAGCUCCUUCAGGGUUAUAUUUGGUGUCUUUGUUGCCUCUCUGAUUAAUGCCCUCCUUGCCUGGUUUUUGAAUUUUGGUGGGAGGCCCUCUCUUGGCAGGUUUGUUGUGGUGCCAUAUUCUUUAAAUUUUUUAAUAAUGGAUUUAAUGGUGCUCCGUGGGAUGUUCAAAGUUUCGGUAUUUUUUUUAUAACCGAACCCUGAUCUGUACUUCUCCACAACCUUGUCCCUGACCUGUUUGGAGAGCUUCUUGGUCUUCAUGGUGCCCCUUGCUUAGUGGUGUUGCAGACUCUGGGGCCUUUCAGAACAGGGGUGUGUGUGUAUAUACUGAUCAUGUGACACUUAGAUUGCACACAGGUGGACUUUAUUUAACUAAUUAUGUGACUUCUGAAGGUAAUUAGUUGCACCAGAUCUUAUUUAGGGGCUUCAUAGCAAAGGGGGUGAAUACAUAUGCACACACCACUUUUCCGUUAUUUAUUUUUUAGAAUUUUUUUAAACAAGUUAUUUUUUUCAUUUCACUUCAUCAAUUUGGACUAUUUUGUGUAUGUCCAUUACAUGAAAUCCAAAUAAAAAUCAAUUUAAAUUACAGGUUGUAAUGCAACAAAAUAGGAAAAACGCCAAGGGGGAUGAAUACUUUUGCAAGGCACUGUAGGAUGUUAUGGAGUUAUAUGGGAGGGAUGGAGGGAAUUGGACAAUGAUUUUUGGUACAUUUCCAUAGCCUCUCAAAUGCUGAAGGGGUUAUCAAUUGCUUAUGUAUAAUUCAUAUACUGCAUUUUUAUUUUGGGUUGAAAAACAUGUCAAGGGCUCAGUGUCACAGUGUUGAAAAUGCACAUUCACACUUUCUUAACCUCACGAGUUAUUUCCUUAUUGUGCAUGAAGUCAGCAACUCAAGACCAAAGGACCUCCAACAACCCAUUUUUCUAAAGGGACCUAUGUUCUUUUUUUUUUUGAAAAACAUGGUCGUAUUUAUUAUGUAUUAUCUAGAUGUUUCUGGUUAAAAAAAACUAACCCAUUUCUAACCAGAUAUGAUGUUACCCAGUUGGGGCUACUGUCCAUUAUUGAUAGAGUUUGGAGAGUUGGCUAAGUGACCGAACAUGAAUUUGGUGUAUGUUCUACUUUCACGGUAGUUCUGAAACAGAAAGUGGUUGCUGUGUUAAACUACAUUAUUUAGAGUGUGGUGUCACUCACUAUUUUAAUCUCUCUGUACCCAUUCCCCUGCAGCUGUCCUUUGCAGAGGAGCAGACUGAGGGGCAGAAGGCUGGUCUGGACUCCAAGGAGCCACUCUUCCUGGUUCAGAUCUGCUGCCAGGUAUAAUGGAGCUUGAGGGCUAGGCUCUAGUUUCUGACCCAUAGAAAAAUCUGGAACAUUUAACUGAAGCAUGAUAUUAAUUUCUAAGGGGGUAGGAUAAUCCAGUGAUUCUCAACCCUCUCCUCGUAGACCCCCAGACGUUUCACAAUUUUGUUGUAGCCCUGAACUAGCACACCUGAUUCAUGUAGUCAAGGGCUUGAUGAUUAGUUGAAUAAGGUGUGCUAGCUUUGGACUUGGAUAAUACAUUUUGCGCCUUUGUACAGUAUCUUUAUCCUAGAUAGCUUCUCUGUUUUUCUCAGUCUGGUCUCAUUUCAGGCUCACUCUUGUCUCUGUGUUUGUGUCUCAGAGUCGGAGCUGGCUGGUGAAGCGAUCCUAUGAAGACUUCCGUGUGCUGGACAAACACCUCCACCUUUGUAUCUAUGACAGACGCUUCUCCAAACUCACUGAGUUGCCCCGCUUUGACUCGCUGAAGGACACAGUAGAGGUAGGAGUCAGUCAACAGGACUAACUAAAUCUUACCACUGGGAAUAUUUAACUAUCUGCUGUGAAUGAGACCAGUUGUAUCCCAAAUGACACCCCAUUCCCUAAGUAGUGCACUACUUUUGACCAGUGCACAGGAAACUGGCCUAAACUAGUGGACUACUUAGGGAAUAGGGUGCCAUUAGGGACACCUCCACAGUCAUAGUUACAUUACAUUAUCUCCCCUGGCUUUGUAUUCAACCUAACUCAUUCCUGCUGGUUCUAUUCUCCUUAGGAAAUAACCGAGAUGUUGGCAGCCUACCUGUCCCGUCUCACAGCCAUCGCUGACAACAAGAUCAACUGUGGUCCAGUGUUGACAUGGAUUGAGGUGAGCUACUCAUGUUUCUCUUACACACUCCUCAGAUAAACAGGACAACUUGUUUAUUAAAUUAGACUUCAUGCAGAAUUCAAUUUUCCAUUUUAGUAAUAGAUCUGAUAUCAAUGCUAAACUCCAUGAUGUUGAGUAUUUUGUAGACUCUGUCAACCUGUGUUUUGUCUCUCAGAUUGAUAACAAGGGUAACCACAUUCUGGUAGCUGAGGAGUCCUCCAUCAAUGUUCCUGCCAUCGCCGCGGCCCACGUCAUCAAACGCUACAUUGCCCAGGCCACAGACGAGCUGACCUUUGAGGUGACCCCUCUGUGCAUCUUGUGAUUGGACAGGAAAGGGGAGGGGUUUAGGGAACAGUGUGGAGAUAUGGGGAUACAUUCACUAGGUGAUUUGUACACAUUCUGCCGUGGAUGUUGAUGUUUUUAAACCCACUCAAACUGCUAUAUUCUCUCAUUUGACUUUUCUGUGCUGACCCUUUUCUAGGUAGGGGACAUUGUGUCAGUCAUUGACAUGCCUCCUAAAGAGGACACUGGCUGGUGGAGAGGGAAACAUGGUUUUCAGGUAAAACCCUUCAAACAAGUCUGUGACUCAAACAGCUCUGUCUGUCCCUUCAUACUAGUGAUCAAUUUUCUCCAUCCCACUCCCUACUGUACAUGGAGCUUACUACCACUUACUCUUCCUUAGAUCAAUAUCUGGUGCAUGAUAGAGCGCAGGAGAUUGUUACUAUUCCUACUUCUGUUUCUCUCUGUGCAGGUUGGCUUCUUCCCCUGUGACUGUGUGGAGCUGAUCAGUGACAGGAUUCCCCCCUGUGUGUCCAGCUCUGUGCCAAAACCAGGUACUGUGGGCGGUUUUACAGCAACAAUACUCUGUCCUCCCUCUUCUCUGUGAUUAAUAUAUAACUGACUGGAGGUGCCUCUUACAGUUUUUUCCAACUGCAUACACACGUUUUCAAAACUGUCUCCUUUUUUCAAAACGCUACACACAAUUCCCAAAACUGCACACACAAAAUGCAAAAUGCCUCACAUCUCCUUCAAAAUGUAACACUGCAUUCAAAAUGCCAUAAACACAUGUCAGAGUGAAGCAUUUGCAUCAAAUGGCAAACACUUCUUUCAUAAUAGUAAAUUUUUGGAUAUACCAUGUAAACACUGUUGUUCUAACUCUAAAGCACUUUGUAUUGAAAUGUAGAUAAGCCUAUGAAAGACCAAUGUUCUACAGUGAAAGUAAUCUGCUGAGAGGGGUAACAAGUACACUGUAAACACCAAUGCGAUGUAGAAACAGAAAAUAUUUAUUAGGCCAAACAUUACUGUUGUAUACAGUAGCAUACAACAAAACCAUAAACAUAUGUAAACCAAAAGUAUAUAAUUUAGAAUACACUAAAUAACACAAUUGUGUGUGUGUGUGGGGUCCCGGGGGGGCAGUCCAGGAAUUGGGGGGGGGGGGCAGUCACCAGUGCUAAGCUACGCUUCAUCUCUUCUCUGGGCUGGGUCUGGCCACAAUACUUCGUCCACAUCACAAGAUACGUUUUCUCUUGCCAAACAUCGAGGGAAGUAUCUCCUAGCAUGGCGUAUCCAACCUUGGACAGAGGCAACCUCUAUGUCCCCACAUGCGUCCUCCAUUGCCUGGAGAAGCGGCAUGCGGGCAUAGGGUUGGCGAUCAUACACUUUCCAGCGCCAGGCUGAGAAGACUUCCUCUAUGGGAUUUAGAAAAGGUAAAUAUGGGGGUAGGUACAAAACUACAAAUUGUGGAUGGAUGGCAAACCAGUUUUGGAACAGAACAUCCCGGUGAAAACUAACAUUGUCCCAUAUGACCACAAAUCUAGCAGGCUCCUGAUCUGGAUCAGAGACAAGCAUUGUGUAAAUUGCAUCCAGAAAAGUGAGCAUAUGGCUGGUGUUGUACGGACCAAGUGUGGCAUUGUGAUGGAGGACCCCGUUUUGAGUGAUGGCAGCACACACAGUUAUAUUACCCCUGCGCUGUCCAGGGACAUUGGUAAUUGCCCUCUGUCCGAUUACAUUUCUUCCGCGGCGCCUGGUUUUGGUGAGGUUGAAGCCUGUAGUGUCUGUAGUGACGCAUGAUCAACAAGUGUUGCCCUAAUCUCAUCAGAGAUGGCUCUCCUUCCUUCUCUUCUUUGCCCUCAUCCUCUUCUUCCUCUUCCUCCUACUCCUCCUCUUCCAACUCUUCGUAUUUGAAUUUGUCCUCGUUGUUGUCCCCUGCCUCUCCCUCCUACUCCUCUUGCUCUCUGUUGUCUUGUUGGCAUCCAUUGUUCAAAACAGGUCAUCUGACCUUUGACCUAUUUAUAGGCCUAUACUACAGUAAAGCAGUGAUUGGUUAGUGAUCAGUUAAGCAAUUAGUGUUUGCACAUGUGAGGAGUGUGUGUGUGACCUGGUGAAUAAGUGUAGCAUUUUGAUUGGUUGUUUGGAAAAGGAAAGCAAGUCACUUCCUGUUAGAUUUUUGUGUUUUAGGUAGAGAAUUGUGUGUAGUGUUUUGAAAAAAGUGUUUUAUGCAAUUGACAACUGAGUCAAAGGCUGAGAAAUAGCUUAUGGUUUUGGAGAUUUGGUGUGUAGUUUUGCACUUUGAGUGAGAGGUUUCAAAAAUCGUGUGACAUGAAAAGAUUUUGUGUGUAAGCAGUUGGAAAAAAACUGUAAAGUGUGUCUGAAAGAAUGAGAUGAGUCUGGCAUGCGUGUGUGUAACAGCGUUGUAUGGGUUGACUCUUCGUGUUUUUUUACUCAUACUUUCAUGUGUUAUCCACUGGGAUUCAAAUGCACAUCUAUUGUAUGUUUUAUUUACAACCCCAAAACAAAAGUAUAUUCAUUCAGUGUGUGUGUGUGUCCAUCAGUGUGUAAGAAGCAUGGGAAGCUGGUGAUGUUCCUGAGGAGCUUCAUGAAGUCCCGUCCACCCCCUCAGAAGCUGAGGCAGCGUGGGAUCCUCAGGGAGAGGGUGUUUGGCUGUGACCUGGGGGAACACCUCCUCAACUCAGGACAUGAUGGUCAGUCUCCCAGCAGCCUUAUCUCUGUAGUUAGCACUGUAUAGAGAAAGGUAGACUUCUCAGUCUUUGUUGUGAAAAUCUCUUUGAUGUUACUCUGUGUUGACAGCCAUUUAUCCUCUCCUUUCUCCAGUCCCCCAGGUGAUCAAAUGCUGUACUGAGUUCAUUGACAGACAUGGUGUCGUGGAUGGGAUGUACAGACUCUCUGGGAUCUCCUCCAACAUCCAGAAACUGAGGUAAGUCCCUGCUUCACUUAUUAGCAUCAAAUAAUGUACAACAUCCUGGAAAAAAAUGAAGAAAUUCAAUCAUCAUGGCAGUACUGCUUAUGGACUUAAACCGUGUUAACUGUACGUGAUGGUCUGAUGUUGAGUGUUAACCAGUGUCUUCUCUCCUCUGUUUCCCCAGACAUGAGUUUGACUCGGAGCAGAUCCCAGACCUCAGUAGAGAUGUCUUCAAUCAGGAUAUCCAUUCCGUAGGGUCCCUCUGUAAACUGUACUUCAGAGAGCUGCCCAACCCUCUGCUCACCUACCAGCUCUAUGAGAGAUUCUCAGUAAGGAGCAGAACACUGAACUGGGACUGAGGGGAAAGGUGGAGGCUGAUUGGGGAAAACAUGAGUAGAUGGAGAUAUUCUUAAUAAUAUAGUCAUCUUGGAAUAAACCAAGGGAGAUACUGUACUAACAUACGCUUGUAUUUCCCAUUCAAAAUAUGUGAAAUAGAAAGGUCUUAUCACUGAAAUGAACUUAGAAUUCUUAAUCAGAAACAUCCUCGUAGCACAGCGGGGUGUAUUGAAGAUAACCGUAAAGGGGGGGACAGUAAAGGACUGAAAGCUCCUGCUGGCCUAGUUAUCAGGCUCUGGUGUUCCCUCCCUCCCUCCACAGGAGGCUGUGUCUGCAGCUACUGAUGAGGAGAGGCUGGUGAAGAUCCACAACGUCAUCCAGCAGCUUCCUCCUCCUCACUACAGGUCAGUGGGAGAUGAGUUCACAGCACAUCCUAGUGGCUCCUGCAAUUCUGCAUCUUCUGUAUUCACUACAACGGUGUAUAAAGUCACCACUGAACUGUAGGUGCUAAAGCGCCAUCUGUUGGCUAACAGAGAGCAUUGAACAGUCACAGUCUUGGCAUUGUAAGCUGACAGUAAAGAAGGGUGUAUUCCACAUGUCUGUGUUCUACCUGAUCUGUAAUACUCUCUGGUCUGCGCUGCAGGACUCUGGAAUUCCUCAUGAGACAUUUGUCCCAACUGGCCACCUUCAGCCCUAUUACCAACAUGCACACCAAGAACCUGGCCAUCGUCUGGGCUCCCAACCUGCUCAGGUAUACUGUAACGUUCCAACCACCAACACUGUCAUUAGUAUUAACUGCGAUUAUAAACUGGGUGGUUCAAGCCCUGAAUGCUGAUUUUAUCUGAAAGCCGUGGUAUAUCAGACCAUAUACCACGGGUAUGACAAAACAUUUAUUUUAACAGCUCUAAUCACGUUGGUAACCAAUUUAUAAUAGCAAUAAGGCACCUCUGGGGUUUGUGGUAUAUUACCAAUAUAUCACUGCUAAGGGCUGUAUCCAGGCACUCCGCGUUGCGUCAUGGUUAAGAACAACCCUUAGUCGUGGUAUAUUGGCCAUAUACCAAACCCCCUCGUGCCAUAUUGCUUAAAUAUACACUGUUUUGUAACUGGCUAUGACUGGCCAUGCAGUUGAUUAGGACAUAACUGUGUUUCAGGUCCAAACAGAUUGAGUCGGCCUGUUAUAGUGGAACCGCAGCCUUUAUGGAGGUGCGUAUCCAGUCAGUGGUGCAGUCAGUGGUGGUGGAGUUCAUUCUGAACAACACAGAGGCACUCUUCAGCCCCAAAGUCAACGCCCUCAUCCAGGAGAGCACAGGUACAGCAUUACCCUGGCUUUGGCACUCGUUAUGGGAACGUUAUGGGAACUUCAAAAACAUUUCUCUCUCUGCUCCCAGGUACCAGUACCCUAUCCAGACCCAAGUCUCUGCUGGUGUGCUCUCCCUCCACUAAGCUCCUAUCUCUGGAGGAGGCCCAGGCCCGUACCCAGGCCCAGCUGGGCUCCCCUGUUACUACCCCCGUUCUGUCCCACAGCGAGUACAUCGAGGUGGGGGAGGGACCCGGGGCACUGAUGGGCAAGUUCCACACAGUCAUCGAGCUCCCCACUGAGAGGUAGGUUGUUGGUGCUUCUAGAAACUAGUAGCCUACAGUACAUUGUAGUUUUAUAAACCAUGCAGUGGCUUGCGAAAGUAUUCACCCCCCCUUGGCAUUUUUCCUAUUUUGUUGCCUUACAACCUGGAAUUAAAAUGGAUUUUGGGGGAGUUUGUAUCAUUUGAUUUACACAACAUGCCUACCACUUGGAAGAUGCAAAAUAUUUGUUAUUGUGAAACAAACAAGAAAAAUAAGACAAAAAAACAGAACUUGGCCGUGCAUAACUAUUCACCCCCCCUCCCCAAAGUCAAUACUUUGUAGAGCCACCUUUUGCAGCAAUUACAGCUGCAAGUCUCUUGGGGUAUGUCUCUAUAAGCUUGGCACAUCUAGCCACUGGGAUUUUUGCCCAUUCUUCAAGGCAAAACUGCUCCAGCUCCAAGUUGGAUGGGUUCCGCUGGUGUACAGCAAUCUUUAAGUCAUACCACAGAUUCUCAAUUGGAUUGAGGUCUGGGCUUUGACUAGGCCAUUCCAAGACAUUUAAAUGUUUCCCCUUAAACCACUUGAGUGUUGCUUUAUUAGUAUGCUUAGGGUCAUUGUCCUGCUGGAAGGUGAACCUCUGUCCCAGUCUCAAAUCUCUGGAAGAAUGAAACAGGUUUCCCUCAAGAAUUUCCCUGUAUUUAGCGCCAUCCAUCAUUCCUUCAAUUCUGACCAGUUUCCCAGUCCCUGCCGAUUAAAAACAUCCCACAGCAUGGUGCUGCCGAUGAUGCUGCCACCACCAUGCUUCACUGUAGGGAUGGUGUUCUCAGGGUGAUGAGAGGUGUUGGGUUUGCGCCAGACAUAGCGUUUUCCUUGAUGGCCAAAAAGCUCAAUUUAAGUCUCAUCUGACCAGAGUACCUUCUUCCAUAUGUUUGGGGAGUCUCCCACAUGCCUUUUGGUGAACACCAAACGUGUUUGCUUAUUUUUUUCUUUAAGCAAUGGCUUUUUUCUGGCCACUCUUCCGUAAAGCCCAGCUCUGUGGAGUGUAUGGCUUAAAGUGGUCCUAUGGACAGAUACUCCAAUCUCUGCUGUGGAGCUUUGCAGCUCCUUCAGGGUUAUCUUUGGUGUCUUUGUUGCCGCUCUGAUUAAUGCCCUCCUUGCCUGGUUUUUAAAUUUUGGUGGGCGGCCUUCUCUUAGCAGGUUGUUGUGGUGCCACUUUCUUUCCAUUUUUUAAUAAUGGAUUUAAUGGUGCUCCGUGGGAUGUUCAAAGUUUCUGAUAUUUUCUUUAUAACGAACCCUGAAUCUGUACUUCUCCACAACUUUGUCCCUGACCUGUUUGGAGAGCUCCUUGGUCUUCAUGGUGCCGCUUGCUUGGUGGUGCCCCUUGCUUGCUUGGUGUUGCAGACUCUGGGGCCUUUCAAAACAGAGGUGUGUGUGUAUAUAUACUGAGAUCAUGUGACAGAUCAUGUGACAUUUAGAUUGCACACAGAUGGACUUUAUUUAACUAAUUAUGUGACUUCUGAAGGUAAUUGGUUGCACCAGAUCUUAUUGAGGGGCUUCAUAGCAAAGGGGGUGAAUACAUACAGUUGAAGUUUACAUACACCUUAGCCAAAUACAUUUAAACUCAGUUUUUCACAAUUCCUGACAUUUAGUCCUAGUAAAAAUCCCUGUCUUAGGUCAGUUAGGAUCACCACUUUAUUUUAAGAAUGUGAAAUGUCAGAAUAAUAGUAGAGAGAAUGAUAUAUUUCAGCUUUUAUUUAUUUCAUCACAUUCCCAGUGGGUCAGAAGUUUACAUACACUCAAUUAGUAUUUGGUUGCAUUGCCUUUAAAUUGUUUAACUUGGGUCAAACGUUUCGGGUAGCCUUCCACAAGCUUCCCACAAUAAAUUGGGUGAAUUUUGGCCCAUUCCUCCUGACAGAGCUGGUGUAACUGAGUCAGGUUUGUAGGCCUCCUUGCUCGCACACGCUUUUUCAGUUCUGCCCACACAUUUUCUAUAGGAUUGAGGUCAGGUCUUUAUGAUGGCCACUCCAUACCUUGACUUUGUUGUCCUUAAGCCAUUUUGCCACAACUUUGGAAGAAUGCUUGGGGUCAUUGUCCAUUUGGAAGACCCAUUUGCGACCAAGCUUUAACUUCCUGACUGAUGUCUUGAGAUGUUGCUUCAAUAUAUCCACAUAAUUUUCCUUCCUCAUGAUGCCAUCUAUUUUGUGAAGUGCACCAGUCCCUCCUGCAGCAAAGCACCCCCACAGCAUGAUGCUGCCACCCCUGUGCUUCACGGUUGGGAUGGUGUUCUUCGGCUUGCAAGCGACCCCCUUUUUCCUCCAAACAUAACGAUGGUCAUUAUGGCCAAACAGUUCUAUUUUUGUUUCAUCAGACCAGAGGACAUUUCUCCAAAAAGUACGAUCUUUGUCCCCAUGUGCAGUUGCAAACCGUAGUCUGGCUUUUUAUGGCGGUUUUGGAGCAGUGGCUUCUUCCUUGCUGAGCGGCCUUUCAGGUUAUGUUGAUAUAGGACUGGUUUUACUGUGGAUAUAGAUACUUUUGUACCUGUUUCCUCCAGCAUCUUCACAAGGUCCUUUGCUGUUGUUCUGGGAUUGAUUUGCACUUUUCGCACCAAAGUACGUUCAUCUCUAGGAGACAGAAUGUGUCUCCUUCCUGAGCGGGAUGACGGCUGCGUGGUCCCAUGGUGUUUAUACUUGCGUACUAUUGUUUGUACAGAUGAACAUGGAACCUUCAGGCAUUUGGAAAUUGCUCCCAAGGAUGAACCAGACUUGUGGAGGUCUACAAUAUUUUUUUCUGAGGUUUUGGCUGAUUUCUUUUGAUUUUCCCAUGAUGUCAAGCAAAGAGUUUGAAGGUAGGCCUUGAAAUACAUCCACAGGUACACCUCCAUUUGAUUCAGAUUAUGUCAAUUCACCUAUCAGAAGCUUCUAAAGCCAUGACAUCAUUUUCUGGAAUUGUCCAAGCUGUUUAAAGGCACAGUCAACUUAGUGUAUGUCAACUUCUGACCCACUGGAAUUGUCUGUAAACAAUUGUUGGAAAAAUUACUUGUGUCAUGCACAAAGUAGAUGUCCUAACCGACUUGCCAAAACUAUAGUUUGUUAACAAGAAAUUUGUGGAGUGGUUGAAAACAACAUGUUUUAAUGACUCUAACCUAAGUGUAUGUAAAUUUCCGACUUUGAAACAAGUUUUUUUUUUUCAUUCCACUAUUUUGUGCAUGUCUAUUACAUGAAAUCCAAAUAAAAAUCAAUUUAAAUUACAGGAUGUAAUGCAACAAAAUAGGAAAAACCCCAAGGGGGAUGAAUACUUUUGCAAGGCACUGUAUAUGUCUCUGACCACCCUGUAUGGUCCACUGUAGUCAUGGGGGAUGUUGUGUUAUAGUAAGAGGGCUCCUGGGAAGGUGAAGAAGUCCCCAGUGGGAAGCUGGCGUUCAUUCUUCCACCUGGGCAAGUCCUCCUCCAUGACCUCCAAACGCAAGCUGAAGCGUCACCCCAGCGAACCCAAUGAGAUUAAAAGCAUUGCACUGCCAGGUCAGGCCUCAACCAGCACUACAUUGUCACCAUCCAGUACUGUACACAACCACAAGGACCCUCUUCAGAGCCAUGUUAUAAAAUACCUCCCAGUCAUGUCUCUGUGGUUAAAUGUAUGGGUGUUUAUUCCACUUGGGUGAUGUGAUGAAGUCAUGUUUUUUUGUUAAGAAGUCUAUUUUCACCUUCAGUUUGUACUUCCAUAUUAUUCAGGUGGAAGAGGGGAUAGUGGGACACUGCGCUCCACCAAAAGUGAAGAAUCUCUCACCUCUUUGCACAAUGUGGAAGGUAAAUAUGCCCCCAGUCACACUUUCAAUCCUGUCAGUACCUGUGUUUCAUAAUAGGUGAUAAACAAAUUUAGACAGAUAAUUUGUUUGUUACCUUUAUUUUUAUGUUGUCUAAUGUUGAAGUCUGCCUCUGAACGUUAAUGUAUACUAUCUAUCUGUCUGUCCUAGGGGAGCCCCAGAUGUACCACCCUCCUAGACCACGCUCCACCACAUUCAGGGAUGACCUGUGUGAUGCCUGGAUCAAAGUUGACCUCUACAACAACCAGGCCAAGAAGGUCCAUAGUGGUGCUGAUGGUCCAGCCUAUGACCCAGCUGGCGUGUCCCCUCCACAUCAGGAGGACGACCUUGACCUCUGUCUUCCAGCCCCUGGCAUGGCCUUUCUGGACUUUGACCCCAUGUCUUUCCAGUGCAGCCCAGUGAGCCCACCAACAGCUAAAUCCGCUCCUCAACGCAAAGCAAGCGUCAACUGUAGGAAGAAUGUCGGGGGUUCCAGUGAAUCAGAGCCCAUCUCCUCAUCCCUCUAUAAAGUCGUCAGUAACUCCCAGUCCCCUGACAUCAGCCCAGUCCAUAGGAAAGGAGGGGAGAAAAAGAAAGUGUCUCGGGUCGUCUCCCCCAAACUCAGACGGAAGUCCUCUAAGUCCCCCCCUGUGGUUGAAGCAGAUGUGCACACUGUGUGUGCCUCUGCCCCACGCUGUGUUUCGGACACCCAGGGUGGUGAGUCCUCGUCCCCUCCACCUCUGGAUCUGUGUGAGGCACCCUGCCGGCCCCCCAGCCCACCAAGUUUUGCCUCAACUGUCACAGACAGCCUGGCUUCACAAAACCCUCCGGAUGCAGGUCAGUGGCACAUUAAAAACAAAUUCAAUUUUAGUUCAUUUUAUAUCGACAGUUUAUCAUUAAUGUGCAGCAAUGUUUAACAUGGAUAUGUACAGUUCUUAAUGUGUUUCCUUAUUAGCUUAAGUUCUUAUGGUAUUAUUCUAUGUGUUGUCCCCUCAUGUCUGAUCACAGCAUUGUUUGUCCUGUCAUACUGUAGCAGCAUUGUUUGUCUUAUGCCUCCCCAGGAACAGAUAGGCUUGUGAAUUCCGUGUCAGUCCUCCCUCCUCACCCUCCGUUGACGAGUGCUGCCCGCAGGCUGGCCCUGGCCCUGGCUGAGUCUGCCCAGAAGGCCACCCUAACCUCUCAGAGGAGGAGCACCCAGCCCCCCUACCCUCUCCAGAGACAGGACACCCCCCACCCCCUGACCUCUCAGAGGAGGAGCACCCAGCCCCCCUACCCUCUCCAGAGACAGGACACCCCCCACCCCCUAGACAGACCCCCACGGCCCUCUGUUCUCCACCUCCAACCCUGCUCUCAGGAUUACGGUGACCUCAAGGUCUCUUCUCCAGCCCCCCUCUUACCCUUGGCUGGCACACCAGUUGAGAGUCCGUGUGACCGUUUCCCUGGCUAUGAGAGAAAACAGGCCCCUGAGGGACAAGUGGCCAUGAGUAACUUCACUCCCACUAUCAGUCCCUUAGAGGCUAGAGCUCUACUGCAGGGCAGCACAGAGGUGAGGGACCAGAGGGAAGGGAGAGACCGACCCCUGGGAGCUGUAAGGACUGUUCAUCUUCAGACUGUGUCCUCCUUGUAUGGCAGUGGUGGGGCCUCCCCUCCCAUUCAAUCAGUCUGCUCCAUUCAGAGCCAGUUAGCUGCUGCUGUCCUCGCUAACACUGACUCAGUCAAUGCCUAUAACUAUCGGGCUGUUCUUGCUGAGGCGUCCAUGCCAGGGUCUGUGGAUGAGAUCCCUCCACGUCCUCCUCUGCCGUCCUUAGUCCACCAGUACAGCUCUGAUGAAGAGAGAGCUAUGAGGGAGGCUGAAGACGUAUACAGACAUCAUCGGGUCAAUCCAGCAGGACGGGUAUCUGGACAUCCUCAUCCUCAGCCUGACUGUCUCCCUACCCACCAGGCAGGGCCCAACAGCAUGUACAAACCCACGUCUAACAGCCACUACAGUACUUUAGGCCUCCUGAACUACCCCUCUUCAUCCUCCCAGUACAGAGGUCAACCCCAACCCCAACCCAGGGAGGAGCACAGCUCCAGUGGCCACCACAGAUCCAAGGGACAAUGGCAGAGGACUGAGGAUAGAGCCCAGGGGUGCCCCGUCAUCCGCAGGGCACACUCCUUCCAUGCCCAGCAACCUAUUCGUAUUCAACUGGCAGACACCCUGUUCUACGUCCAACGUCCAGCUGUCCAGGAAAAGGAGUACCAGAGACUAGUCCAGUCAGAUGUCCAACCCAUGCAGCCGUACUUUGAGAAUGGCCGUGUUCAAUACCGCUACAGCCCCUAUUCAGACGCAGCGCCUCUAGAGGAGUCUUACUACUAUGUGGACCCUUACAGGACGAGCCGCAUCCGACACAGUCAGUCAUACACCAUGCGCUCUACCAGGGAUUGUGGACAUCCUGGCUACCACUACCAUCCCUCACACAACAUCCCACCUCCAAAAAGACAACUCUUCUUAGAGAGCAGAGAUCCAGAGCGAGUCAUUUACAAGUCCUGGGACCACCCAGAGGGUUGUGACAGACUAGUCUAUCAGCCAAUCAGGCAAGAAAAUAGAGCCAGGCAGAGGCCCCAGGGCCCUAUCAUGUCUCCUUAUGAGAACCUAAAUCCUCCCCUCCCACAGAGUGACAUAAGGGGCAGAGAUAUCAGUCACACCAGAAGCAGGUCAGACCCAGGUAAUGCCUGGCUGCUGGCCAUCGACAGAGUGGACAGCCAACGGGAAGUAGCUGCCGUGUCCCCAAUCUCCCCUGGCCAGCAGCUUUCAGACCCUAGUGAUUACAUCAGGCACCAGAGGGGUCAUUGGCUAGGUGAGGAGCCAGUCCCUCCCCGGAGAGAGAGCGUCUCCAGGAGAACCCAGUCCAAGCAGGGCACCUCCCAAAGACAUCAACCCCAGUCACAGCAUUGCAACGUCCCCAUGCUCCUAGAUGUUAAGAACGUGGAGCAGGGUGAGGGUGGUCAUAGUAGAGGUCAUGACAAGGUAAUUAUGGGCAACGCUGCUAACAGUUACUCUGCCGAUUAA